AUAGGCCACACAAUCUACCAUAUCGAUAUGCCAAACAUGAUAGAAAACACAAAUAAUACAGACAAAAUAAAAGAGGGAGAUUUGGAUAAUGCCUCGUUAGCAGACCCAACACUAAUAAAAAUAAAAGAAGAGGCUUCUGCUUCUUCAACAGGGUUCGAUUCAUUAAAGUUCACCAGUAAUAACAAUGGUAAUGGAGACCCCGAAGUUGCCCUAAACGACGACGGAACUCUACAGUCUUCAACACCAAACACCGAGAACACGAGCGCAAGUGCAACCCCCACCUCGUUUGAUCGAGGGGCGGCCGCGGCUGCUGCAGCUGGUGCAUAUGGAAAACGGUAUGGCGGACGAACAGGGUUCACUAGUUAUCAGAAUGCACAACGGAUGGUGUUCGAUGGUAAGAGAAUGAGAAAAGCUAUUCAACGACGCACGGUUGAUUUUAAUUGCUCGAUAGGAAAAUAUUUGCAGCUUCUUCCACCAUCAGCUUAUCUACAUAACCCAGUAAACGCGGUAACAACAAAAUUCGUUCACACAUCGACAAAUAAGAAUCGGUAUCCUGUGUUUGUAGUACGGUGGACACCAGAGGGAAGACGACUAAUCACUGGACUUUCUAGUGGCGAGUUCACGUUGUGGAAUGGACUAACGUUUAAUUUUGAGACGAUUUUACAGGCCCACGAAUCAGCAGUCCGAGCGAUGAAAUGGUCUCAUAACGACGACUGGAUGGUUACCGCCGAUCACAAAGGGAUCAUAAAGUACUGGCAAUCGAACAUGAAUAAUUUAAAGAUAAUUAAUGGACAUAAGGAAGCAAUACGGGAUUUAUCAUUUGCCCCAACCGAUAAUAAAUUUGCUACUUGCUCAGACGACGGUACUAUAAAGAUCUGGGAUUUCAAUGAAGGUAUCGAGGAAAAUGUGUUAUCUGGUCAUGGUGGAGACGUGAAAGCAGUUGGCUGGCAUCCAUAUAAAGCAUUACUCGCAUCCGGUGCUAAAGAUAAUUUAGUAAAAUUCUGGGAUCCUAAAAGCGGGAAAAAUGUCGAUACUUUACACGGCCACAAAAACACAAUUGUCGGCCUUCAAUGGAACAAGAAUGGUAAUUGGCUUGGUACGGCGGCACGAGAUCAACUUAUAAAAGUUUACGAUAUUCGAAUGAUGAAGGAUUUACAGACGUUCAGAGGGCAUAAGAAGGAAGUCUGUUCAAUUUCGUGGCAUCCAUUUCACGAACAACUUCUUGCUACCGGUGGAUCUGAAGGUUCAUUAAUGUUCUGGAUAGUCGGACAAGAUGCAGGACCAAUCGACUCGGUAGAAUACGCACAUGAAAAUAACGUCUGGUCACUCGAUUGGCACCCACUAGGCCACAUACUAGUAUCAGGUUCGAACGAUCACACUACACGAUUUUGGACUCGACCGCGUCCCGGUGACUCGGUACAAGAUAAAUUCCAUGUGGGUAAACAGAAAGCCGAGGAAUUGGGAUUAAAAGACGUCGAUGUAGAGGAAGAAGAUGAUUUCGUGCCUGGACUCACAUUUAUUAAUGCACCUGGUAUGAACACAUAUAGUCCUCCGAUUGGACACUAUCAACAAUAUCCAUUACCACCUCAACAACAGCCUCCGCCACAGCAAACAUAUCAAGAUCAAUCGCGUGGAAUGUAUCAAAGACCACCGCCACAAGCUAUACCAGGAUAUCAGCAGCAACCUCCACAACAACAGCCGUCAUAUCAGCCAUUGCCACAGCAUCAGCCUGGAUUGCAGCAACAAUUUCGAAAAAAGCAAGACCUCAAAAAAUCUAUAGUGGAUUACCAUCAGCAGCAACAACAGCAGCCUGGAGGAUCCGGAACAACAGAAUCUAAUACUAUAAAUAAUGACCUGCCGAAUCUUUUACCCUCUUCAGAUUUUCGAACUUCGCUCAUCCUUCCUACGUUAACGAAACGGUUUAGUGUUUUAAGACGUGGUGAAAAUCAACAGCAGCCAAAUGGUGUUGAGAAUAAUAGCAGUCAUAUUGACAACAACAGCAACAACAAUAAUAAUAGUAGUAGUAGUAUAUCGCAACUUAAGAAUUCUGAAGAUACUUCUACAACGAUUAGUACUACAACUUAUAUUGAUACUCCUGACACAUCAACAACAAUAAAUUCAACAAUCCCUCCGCUACCAUUAUCACAAAUAUCUUCAAAACAAGGAUGGGAAGAUAAAGAUACGAAUAAUCUCGAAAUAAUAACUCUACCAUCGUCACCUGCACCCUCAAAAAAGAGUUUUAAUACUAUCUCUAUCACUUCCUCUUCUUCAUCAAAAUCACGUUCGCCAUUGAGUAACGUUGUGGAAUAUAUCGAGGAUGAUUCCGCGUCAAUUUCUUCAAUGGCAUCUUACACACCACCUUCUUCUGUCACAACUUCAAUGUCGUCAUCACUACAUAACGAAUUUAUUAAUUCACGGAAAUCUUAUUAUAAUAGUGGUGCAACUCAAUCACCACCCUUACCUCAAUCACCACCCCUACCUCAAUCACCACCUCUAUCAUCUCUGUCACAGUCAAAUCAAGAACCAAUUAUUACUAAUGUUUCAGAUCCAAAUGUUAAUGACAUCGAGAAAAAUGAAAAUGAUGAAAUCGACAAAUCAACAUAUGUGAAUAGUAAUUUCAAUAAUAACGAAUCAUUGCAAAAAUCGUCAACAAAUAAUAUACUAGAUAUGAGAGCAAGAAAACGACAAUCUGGUCUAUUAGAACAUCUGACAAAAGAUCGUCCAUUCCCGCCGAAAUCACGAAAACCCUCAAUAUCUCAACUUCCUGGUGAUUCAGGGGAAACAAAACAACAACAGCAGGAAGAACAGCACAUACCAUUGCCAAUUAGAUUGCCUGAGGCUUUUCAAUCUCAAUGUACGGUAGUUCCUUGUGUAUCCGAAUCUAUACUAUCACCACCACUCCCUCUUUCCCCUCUUGAUAAACUAUCUCAAGGGCUCAUCAGACUCUCACAACAGCAGCAACAACAAUCCGGAUCUCACCAAUCUUUGACAGUUCGAUCUGCUGCUUUUGAUCGAAAUCCCUCUGUUUCCGCCAAAUUUGCUAAUGAUUCUAUGUCUUCUGCCAUGAGUAUGAUGCAGACUUCAAUGCUGUCGAUGAAUUCUAUUGAUGAUAAUGAAUAUAAUACUUUUAAGGAUGGGGGAUCAUUUAUUUCGAAUUCUGAUAAUUAUGUAGUGUAUAAUCCAGCGGCAGCGCAUAAGGAGCAAACAGAUCGGUCACAGAUUCAGCAGAACCCACCUAGUCAUAGAGCUAUACCAAAUAAUUCUAAUGUAUUGACUGAUCGUUCUUCUACUGGAUCAUCAAUAGGGAGAUCGUUACAGCGCAUUAAACAAGUGAAUAAUAAGAUGCAUACCACGACUGGCUUAAGUGGUAGUGGUGUUAGUGGUAUUAGUGGUAUUACAACAUCAUCACCUCAUCCAAUAAAAAAAGAAACCGUCAAACGUUCUUCACGCAGUAAUAAAAAACCACCCCCUGCAAAACCACAACCACCAAAACAAUCUCUUACCGACAUACUAAUCGCAUCCGGACAAGCAGAUAUCGCGCAUCAAGUAUUAGUAACGAGACGCGCACGAAAUUCCUCAUCGAAUGACCCUACUCCGUCGCCCAUUCCUCAGUUCAAUAAACAACCACUACGAAGACCUAAAAAACAUAUAGCCCUAAAGGAUAUUUCCACGCCACAUCUUGUAUCUAGCUCUUCGAAUGUGAAAAGUGUUCCGAUUGUUCAUUUGUCGCGUGAAGACGAUAUACAGAAUAGCGGCCCAAAUGGUAAUUUUCGAAGAAAAUUCUCGUUGCGAGAUUCUGAGUCGAGCCUUGGGAAAAAAUUCUCGAGAAAGCUCAAAGAUGUAUUCAGUCAUGAUCACGAAGUGACAAAAAAUGGCAAGAAGCAAAAAAAAUCGUUGACACCUAAUUCUUCUAGUGAGAAUUUACCGAGAAAAUUUAUUUCCGAUGAAAAUUUGAGAAAUCGAUAUAAUCGAAAGACACAUAAUGGUACCGAAGACAAAACAACAAUCGAUAGUCAUCACAGUGGUCGCAUAGAAAACGUUAAUAAUCUUGCGUACCUUGUAAAUACUAAUAAUAACACGACACUCUUGACAGAUAUACAGCCUGAAAUAUCAGAAAAAAGUAGGGUAGUUCAUAAUGAUAUAAACAACUAUGAAGUUCCUUUGUCGCAAACUCUAUAUAAUAAGAGUAGGUGGGUUGUAAGCGAUUCAGAAUUAGUAAAAGAUCCGAGUCGUAAUAAAAAUAAAAUUCCGAAAAAGAGUGAAUCGUCAGAUAGGCUGGCGCCUUUGUAUGAUAUUGAUGGUAUUAAACGACAUGCAGAAAUGGUGACAAAAUAUUCUAGUGUCAAAAAAACAGGAUCAGAAACACGAACAUCUUCUCAAUCGGAAACUUCUCGAGAUUCAUCGUCGAACAAACGGAAUGAGACAAUACAAGAACCAACAUAUGCUGAAAAUAUCACGCAAAAUCCAUUACCACUGAAACUUAGUGUUGAGAUACCUCAGUCGCAACCAAUUCAAAAUCGAUCACGAGAUACUUUUGGAUCAGACAGUUUAUCGAGUCCAUUAUCGCCAUACAGUCCAACCUCUAUCGUAAGCGAUCCAACUUCAGGUAGAAUAUCACCGCCACCAAUUGCACCACGUAAUCCACUUCGUGGUAGUUCAACUCCACAGAAUAGUCUUCGCCUUCAGUGGAAUCAACUUGCAGAAUCAAGAUCCAGUCGUAAUAAUUCUGUGAAGAGUAAUCGUACAUCGGAUGGAGGUGACAAACGAGGAUCAAGAGGUUCUCGUCUAUUGUCAAUUUUCAAUAGUGGAAGUGGAAAAGGUUUUGGCGUCAGCAGCAAAAAUAAACGAACUAGCAAUAAUACCACUGAUUCUAUCACUGAUAAACGUAAUAGCGAUGACAUUAGUGAAAAUAAUAAUAAAUCGGGUAAUAUUCCAUCAAACUCCACAAAUGGAAACAAAAAGCCCAGAAAUAAAAUUAUCCGUCGAACUAUUAUCAUCACAAAGUCAUCUCUACCGCCGUUACCUGAUGAAGCAAAUGAAUCAGGAAUAUCAGAAAUUGGUCGCGCUGAAGCCACCGUUGCGAUAAAAUUGGCACACCGAGCUAGUCGGCAAGCUUCGCUACGAAAGAAAAAGAUUGAUCUAGACGGUGGAGUACAUGUUGGUUCGAAUGGUAAGAAAUGUGAUAAUGAUUCGACCGGCAAUAAUAGUGACAGAAAAUCUACUGCAUCAGAAACGAAUAAUAGCAGUAAUGAUAAUAGUGUGGACUCUUCAAAAUUUCUCGCUGUGCCGAUUAAACGAAAAUUAAUCGAUCGACCUCCGACUCCAAUACCAUCGCCCGGCUCUCGGCAAAGUACCUUGGAACCUCCGUAUGGAAUCCCAAUACCACCCAUCCCCAAUAAACGCGAUAGUUUUCUCUCAUUGAAAGCUCCAUUAUUCGCUAAACGAAGUAGCAAGGCAAGUAUGUCAUCCACAUUAUCAUCUGGAAGUCGUAAACGUAAAUCAAUGGGCGGUAAAAGUGUACACAGUUCAUAUGGCGAAAGUCUAUACGAUUAUUAUGACUAUUCCGACCAAGAAGGUGCUGAUGAUGAAGGGGAAGAUAUUGAAGAUGUACAAAAUAAAGAACAAAAUCAGGAAGAACAAACUAAAAUUGGUGAAUCAGUCAAUUCAGACAUUAAUCAUCAUGUUGAAGCAGAUGAAAAUUACGAAGAAAGUGAUCAAGAAUAUCAAAAACGAGAAUCCAUAUCCGUAUACGAUGAAGAAGAGCUAAUAGAUCCAGGCACAAUCGUACCAAUAAAUUUUAAUGAAAGAGAUUUGGUCGAAAAGCUAGAGAAAGAGGAGCACGUAGAACUAUUAGAAUUGGACGACGGUUCAUUGAUAUGGCAAGUGGUAAAUGGACUCCGCGGGGAUGACAUGGCAAAUCGGUAUAGCUACUUCUAUAAUGCCGGUGACGAGGAAGAGUAUAACGACUCGCAGAUGUGGGCAAGAGAACUUGGCGCAAGUGACGAUGAGGAAAUGAUGGAAUCAGAAUUACGAACACUUGAUUCUCAAUUAAAUAGUUUUGAUUAUCGCCAAGGUGGUUACCUGAAUUCAUUACCCGGUAUACAGCCAUCUUCAAUACAUAACAGUAGUAUUAAUCGUAGUUCUAAUCGAGUUUUACAUGAACAAUGGACACAUUCUACCGGUUCAACUUCCUCUUACGAGGAUGGUACAAACAUUAUACCGCGAACUAGUGUCUAUAUAGCAAAAGAUGUUCCUUUGCCGCGACUGUUAGAAGAAAUGACUAAAGGGCUGGGAAAUGUUGACUUAGGUUGGGGGGUUGGUGGAUAUAGUUAUGACGGCGAAAUUACUGAUGAAGAAAAAAGAUUUGAAGACGUUAAUGAUGACGGCGUUAUUAGUGUUAGUGGGAUUGGUAUGACUGUUGAAGAAAAACUGGAGCAAGUAAUGAGAGCUUUGGGAGUUGAAGAUAGGGAUGCAUUUACCAUGGAGUAA
Ambispora gerdemannii is the source of this 6489-nucleotide messenger RNA. Lineage: Eukaryota; Fungi; Glomeromycota; Glomeromycetes; Archaeosporales; Ambisporaceae. The record is from the annotation of a GenBank genome assembly.